Molecule: messenger RNA, 1507 nt
Organism: Tachysurus fulvidraco (yellow catfish)
Lineage: Eukaryota; Metazoa; Chordata; Actinopteri; Siluriformes; Bagridae
Gene: sypl1
Product: synaptophysin-like 1
Exons: 5
Coding region: 121-828 (235 amino acids)
Cellular component (GO): synaptic vesicle membrane; synaptic vesicle
Source: RefSeq, a predicted model, not a curated record
GGAGCACCAGCAUUGUUAGGGAGGAAAACCACGUCACUGUCAAAAAGUGCAAUCUGGGAGAAAGUUUGAACCACACCAGUUACUUUAUCGGCUUGUCUCCUAGAAGGAUUUAUACUAAGAAUGCAGACUGGAUUUAAGUUAAAUCUGAGCCCUGUUAAAGAGCCACUGGGCUUCAUCAAGCUGGUGGAGUGGUUUGUAGCUCUGUUUGCCUUCGGAUGCUGUGGUGGUUACAGGGGCAGGAAUGUGAUUACCCUGUUUUGUGACGAGGCAAAAAAUGAGACCCUGAAUGUCACAUUCGCAUACCCAUUCAGGUUAAGCCAGGUGCUGUUGGUUAAAGACAACACCACACUGUGUAACCGCACCAUGACCACAACACAUCUGAUUGGGGAUUCUUCGUCCUCUGUUGAGUUCUUUGUGGCCGUGGCUGUCCUGGCGUUCCUCUACUGCAUGAUAGCUCUGCUGGUUUAUGUGGGAUACAUGCACGUGUACCGGGACUCUGACUUCGGCCCAGCAUUUGAUUUUUUGGUGACAGCAGCAUUUGCGUUUCUGUGGCUGGUCUGCUCAUCAGCCUGGGCACAAGGGCUGCAGAAAGUCAAGUAUGCCACUGGGACAGAAGGCAUCUGCACCAGUCUGAAGUCUGAUGUCAACUGUGAGGUCACUGAAUUUUCCAGCAUGCGCACGCUGGAUAUAUCAGUGGUGUUUGGCUUCCUGAACUUGAUCAUCUGGGGUGGUAAUGCCUGGUUUGUUUAUAAGGAGACAUGUUGGCAUUCACAGGCGCGCAACUCUCGACAGGAGGCAGAGCGUGGCCGGGGCCCUAGCCCUAUCUAGAGGCAUCUCCUGGGCAAGCACAUGACCGUAUCAACCCACAAACUCCAUGGACUCUUUUGUUUCAAAUGUGAGUUAGGAAUCUGUGUCAUUUGUAUAAGAAUUUUCUGCUUCUUUUGUCAUCAUACUCAUAUUCUCUAAACUAUAUAAAUAUCUAGCCAACAUACACAGGCUUUUUUUGCUAGUUUGUCUAUUCUUUCAUACAUAUAACCUCAGCAUAGAUUUCUUUACAUAUGUCACUAGUAUUAUGUUGUUUACGAGCAUUUUUUUAAACGCAAUUAGAAAUACUGUUUGUAAAGUUUGUUAUGAAUUAUUUCAGGUUUCAUAUAGGAAUAUAAUUUGAAUAUCUUCCUAGAACGACCAAUCGCUAAUCUACACUAAAUUACCGUGCUGGUAAAAAUGUUUUUUACUCAGCUGUGCAACUUCAGCUCAUGUAGUCGAGCAUUUAACCCAGUUUAACUGAACUGGUGAGUGGGACCAGCAAUGACAAGAUCAGAUCCAGAAAGAACGAAGUACUGUUGCUUUAGGAGGGUAUUUCACACAAAGAAAUACUUUUAUAUUUUCAGCAUUGUGAACUUUUUUUUUUUUAGACUACUUAUAUAUCUGUGAAUGUUUAUGACCUCUAAUGCAUUUUGGUGGCAAUAUCUUUCAUAUUUAAUGAAUAAAACUGAGAUUGAUCUGA